CAGACCACGAUCACUCUCCUGCCGAUCAGACUGUGAAUGCUGGGAUAAAAAUACAUCCAUCAAAGAUCCUGGCGUGCGUGUGAGAAAACAGCAAAGCGAAUGCAUCCGAUCCAAACCCCAACGCAAGCGGCUCCAAAGCAAACAGCAGAAACAAGCUCGUUUUGCGGAAGCAAACCGACGCCUCGGUCUCAAAAGCUGCUCCCACGAAUUCCAGGAGCAGCAACCCAAAACUCGCCUCGGCCUCGCACCCCGACUCGCCAAACCCCAAGGAAAAACCCAGCCGACCACCGCUCCCCCGGGACAGAUCGCCUCGGCAUCUCCCAUCUCCCCCCAAGCCCCGCGCGGUCACCAUGUCCCCUUGCCACCGCCGCUGUCGCUGCUGCUGAGUGCUCACCGCUAGUGCUGUGCUGGGUGUUGAGGAUCCGUCCGCAGGCGGCAGGCUCGCUGACCAUGGACCCGGCCUCCGAGGAGCUCGAGCGCCGCAGCCGCUACCUCAGCGCGCUCGUCCGCCGCACCAGGCUCGCCGACCCGCCCCAGCCGGAGCCGGAGGAGGAGGAGGUCGCGGAGGGGAAGGUGGAUGUCGUGGAGCCGGUGCUGCUGAAGGCGGCGCCGCGCGUUCUCGAGGAGGGGAAGGGAGGGAAGGAGGACACCAAGGCGAAGGAGAGAGCGGCGGCGGAGGCGAAGGGGGAGGGGAAGGUGGCGGUGUGCGUGCGGGCGGCGGACAUGCCCCUGCCGCUGCAGCGGCGCGCCGUCCGGAUCGCCGUCGAGGCUGUCGCCGCCAUGCCGCGGCUCCAGAGCAAGCGCCUCGCGCUCGCGCUCAAGAAGGAUUUUGAUACAACAUAUGGGCCUGCUUGGCACUGCAUUGUCGGCACAAGCUUUGGUUCCUAUGUCACUCACUCCUUGGGAGGUUUCUUGUACUUCUCCGUUGAUAAGGUCUACAUUCUUCUCUUCAGAACUGCCGUUGAGCCACUUGCCCAUCCAGAAUGAGACCUGAAAUCUGUUUACUCACAAGUGUAGAUGCAGUGCAAAUUGUAAUUUUGAACAGAAGUUGUACUAGAUGACCCUCAGCGCUCCAUGCUUCGUUGGUACUAGAGGUAAAUUUAUCUGCCCACAAAUUGUAGAACAGCCAAAGCCUCUGUAGCUUCUACUUUGUACCGACGCAACGGGCUGCUGUGCAACCAUUGCUGUACUUUGUGAUCUGGAGUUACAAAGCUGUAGCCUGACUUACAUCUCAAUAUGAAGGUUUACCUCGGUUUCCAAUAAUGCUCUGGUUGUGACAUUCGAGCUAGUGGGACUCCUGAUGGAUGGUUUCU
Messenger RNA from Setaria italica (foxtail millet), 1313 nucleotides. RefSeq lists its product as uncharacterized. The record is from RefSeq and is a predicted model, not a curated record. The coding region runs from base 100 to 987 and encodes 295 amino acids. Lineage: Eukaryota; Viridiplantae; Streptophyta; Magnoliopsida; Poales; Poaceae. Gene Ontology annotation, cellular component: dynein complex. Gene Ontology annotation, molecular function: dynein intermediate chain binding; dynein light intermediate chain binding. Gene Ontology annotation, biological process: microtubule-based process. The transcript has 2 exons.